This is a messenger RNA of Colletotrichum scovillei, 1617 nucleotides long. RefSeq names its product carboxypeptidase cpdS. The record is from RefSeq and is a predicted model, not a curated record. The transcript is spliced from 4 exons. Gene Ontology annotation, biological process: proteolysis. Gene Ontology annotation, molecular function: serine-type carboxypeptidase activity. NCBI's taxonomy places the organism in Eukaryota, Fungi, Ascomycota, Sordariomycetes, Glomerellales, Glomerellaceae. The coding region runs from base 1 to 1617 and encodes 538 amino acids.
AUGGUUUCCGCGAUGUCCAUCCGUCACCUGUUGCUGGCAUUGUUGCCUUGCACCACCGUCUUGGCCGAUUCUUGGCGAGUCGACGGCUUCAAUCCGGUCAAGAAACUUGCCGAGGCCAAGCGGUUGCCUGUACGCCGCCAUCUUGAGCGUCGUCAAGACACCGAGAAGUACCAGUACCUGAAUGAAAAGACUGAAAAGUACCUUGUGAACGGCACGUCUAUUCCGCUGGUUGACUGGGAUCUGGGCGAAUCAUAUGCUGGCCAAAUCCCGAUCUCGAAAGCAUCCAACGAGACUCGUCAACUCUUCUUCUGGUUGAAUGGAGGCCCGGGAUGUAGUUCUUUCAUCGGACUGGUCCAGGAGAACGGACCUUUUACCUGGUUCCCUUCGGCUUACCGCCCGGUUUACAACAUUUUCAGCUGGUCCCAACUCUCAAAUGUGCUCUACGUCGAUCAGCCCGCUGGCACUGGCUUCUCAGUCGGUAAGCCCGGAGUCAACACGGAAGAGGAGACCGCCCAGCAGUUCCUUGGCUUUUACCACAACUGGAUGGAGACCUUCGGAACCAAGGGCCGCAAGACUCAUCUCACCGGCGAGAGCUACGCAGGCCACUACAUCCCCUACAUUGGUGACGCCAUGAUCAAGUCCAACCAGUCCGCCGACUACAACCUCUCCGGUGCCCUGAUGUUCAGCCCGUACAUCAGAUCUGACCCUGGUGACUUCCAACAGCAUGCGGUCUCCCUGCCCUUCGUCGAGGAGUACAACAACGUUAUGGGCCUGUACCCCGGUGUUGGAAACUAUUAUGACCGGAUCAGUGCCGCCGAUAAAGAGUGCGGCUACGCUGAUAUGCGCGAGAACUACUUCACCUUUCCUCCCAAGGGGCCCUUCCCGCCCGGAAAUAACAGCGAUAACUGCGCAAUCUCGUCUAUUGUCUAUGAAGGUCUUGCGGAGGUAAGCCCUUGCGCCAAUAUCUACCACAUCUCUCAAGGCUGCCCCAACCCAUCGGACCCCCUCAGCUGGGCCACCGAAGGAGACAACGCCUCUGUACCCCUCGGCUUUGACAAGGCCGACUGGCACUCUUACCUCAACCUUCCAGAGAUGCGCAAGGCCAUCCACAUUCCCGCCGGACAGAGGGACUGGAAGAAGUGCUCCGACGAGAACCCAUUCGGUCCCACUGGCGAUGUCAGCCUUGACCCCUUCGCCUCUGGCGCUCUAACCCGAGUCAUUGAGCACACGAACAACUUCAUUAUUGCAAGUGGCAACCUUGACUUCCGUGUACCCACCAACGGUACUCUCAUGGUGCUUCAAAACAUGACUUGGCAUGGACAGCAAGGCUUCGACGAGUUCCCAUCCAAGACCUUCUUCCUCCCUACAGCUUACAGCGAUUUGUCCUCCCAGAGUUCCGCUGGAAAGAUCGGCGAUUGGGUUGCACAGCGUGGCCUCACCUUCGCUCGUGUUUUCAAUGCCGGACACGAACUCCCUCAAUACGCUCAGGGAGCCGGUUAUCGUCUCUUAGAACAGCUUCUCGGCCGUGUUACGGACUUGACCAGCGAUCUCAUGUUUACUGCCCUUCCAGGUGACUUCACGGGGUCAAACACAACGCACGGGUCUGCGUCUCACUAG